UAUUCAAUAAAAAGGAGGGAAAGAUGAAUAAAUAUGAGUGUAUGAGUACAUGUUGAUUUUUUGGUUAUCCAAACCAAAACCAAUAAAGACCUUAAUGAUUUUGAUUUUUGGGAUUUGGUUUUUGGUUUUUCAUACUUAAUGGUUUGAUUAACCAAACCACCAAACCAAACCAAAUUGACAGCCCAACCAUACGGUCAUUAACCCCAAAACCAAUUAUCAAAGGAAACCCCAGUCGUUCUCUCUCCCCCAUUCCCCUCUCGGUGGUUCGUCAACGUUCCUAGUGCAAAUCAACCUCUCCUUCUGAUCCUUCCAUUGAUUCUGCCGCUUCAAGUCGCGCCAACCGCGUCCCGUCUUCGGGAGCUCGGAGGAUUUCCCAGUGAAAGGGAUUGCGGCUGCAGGCCAUUGUGGUUUGAGAUCCAAUCUCCCCUACUCCGGCCUGACAAUUUCCCGAUUCUGUAUCGUUUCAGCUUGCUCAAUUCUGAAUCGAUUGCAUGAUCACUGCUGAAUGCGGCGAGAUUAGUAAUGUCGGUUUGAUCGAGCCAGCUGGGUUCUGACUUAAGAGGCCAGUUCAUUGAAUUGGAAUUCGGAUUUAAUUGGCAAUUUUGCUCGUCUAACUCGAUUUGAAUUGAUUCUGUGAGUUCAUCGCUUGUGUCGUUGGUUGUUGUUAUUGUUCAAGCUGAAGUAGAACCAAAAUGGCGCAAAGUAAUUGGGAGGCAGAUAAGAUGCUUGAUGUGUACAUAUACGAUUAUUUGGUGAAGAAGAAGUUGCAUAAUACCGCAAAGUCCUUCAUGACUGAAGGGAAAGUUUCCCCUGAUCCUGUAGCUAUUGAUGCUCCAGGAGGGUUUCUAUUUGAGUGGUGGUCUGUGUUUUGGGACAUAUUUAUAGCUAGGACAAAUGAGAAACAUUCCGAGGCUGCAGCUGCAUAUAUAGAGGCACAACAAAUAAAGGCAAAGGAACAACAGCUGCAAAUGCAACAGUUACAGUUGAUGCGUCAAGCACAGAUGCAACGUGGAGGUCCUAAUACUUCAGCACUUGGAGGUCAGGUCAAUGCCAUCGGUUCCGAGGGUAUGUUGGGGCAACCAAAUGCGAGCGCAUUAGCUGCGAAAAUGUAUGAAGAUCGUAUGAAACACUCGAAUCAAAUGGACUCUGAAACAUCUCAACCUCUUCUUGAUCCAAGGAUGGCCUUCCUAAAAUCUGCAUCCAACAACCCUGGCCAGUUGGUCCAAGGAAAUCCUGGGAGUGUCUCCGCAGCAUUGCAGCAAAUCCAAGCACGAACCCAGCAGACCAACGACAUAAAAGGUGAAGUCAACCUUGGGGCUGCUCAGAGAUCUUUGCCAAUGGAUCCUUCUUCUAUAUACAGUCAAGGAAUUAUGCAAUCAAAACCUGGGAUGGGAAAUGCAGGAUUGAACCCUGCUGUUAGUGGUCUUCCAUUGAAGGGAUGGCCGUUAACUGGAAUUGAGCAGAUUAGACCAAAUUUAGGUCCACAAGCUCAAAGGCCUCCUAUUUUACAAAGUCAGUUCCAACUCCUGCCACAGCAGCAGCAACAACAGCUCUUGGCACAGGUCCAAGUUCAAGGCAAUUUGGCUGGUUCACAGAUUUAUGCUAACAUGGAUCCACAAAAGUUAAGAGGAUUGCCUAGAGGUGCCUUGAAUCCCAAAGAUGGCCAGCAAAAUGGAAACGAUGGAUCCAUUGGUUCUCCAAUGCAAUCAACUUCAUCAAAACAGAUGAAUGGACCACCAAUGCAGCAAUCAUCAUCUCAACAACUGGAUCCUUUGCAACCACAGCAACCGCAGCAGAGUAACCGGAAGAGGAAAGGACCUUCAUCUUCUGGACCUGCUAAUAGUACUGGCACAGCAAACACAGUUGGACCUAAUUCUCAGCCAUCAACACCAUCAACGCAUACUCCUGGUGAUGGAAUUACUGCUCCCAACAAUAUGCAGCAUGUCAGUAACAUGUCCAAAGGCAUGAUGAUGUAUGCUGCGGAUGGUGCUGGAGCUCUUGCAUCAUCCACCAAUCAGCUGGAAGACAUAGAGAACUUUGGAGAUGUUGGAGAUGUUGAAUCUUUCCUAUCGCAGGAGGAAGGAGAUGGAAGAGAUUUAUUUGGUACAUUAAAGAAGAACCCCUCUGAGCAUGCUGAAGCUUCAAAGGGUUUUUCUUUCAAUGAAGUUGGUUCUAUACGUGAAAGCAAUAGCAAAGUUGUCUGCUGUCAUUUCUCUACAGAUGGCAAGUGGUUAGCUAGUGCUGGUCAUGACAAGAAGGUUGUUCUUUGGAAUAUGGAAACCCUGAAAACUGAGAGUACUCCUGAAGAUCAUACCCACAUCAUAACUGAUGUGCGGUUUAGGCCAAAUUCAACCCAGCUGGCAACAUCUUCAUUUGAUACAACUGUGAAACUUUGGGAUGCAGCAGAGCCAAGAUACCCGCUGCAGUCCUAUACGGGACACACCUCUCAUGUGAUGUCCCUUGACUUCCAUCCAAGGAAGUAUGACCUUUUCUGCUCCUGUGACGGUAAUAACGAGAUUCGGUUCUGGAACAUGAAUCAGUAUUCUUGUGUUCGCGUAUCCAAGGGAGGUACAGCACAAGUUAGGUUUCAGCCAAGAACUGGACAACUACUGGCUGCUGCAGCAGAGAAUGUUGUGUCCGUCUUUGACGUUGAGACUGACAGACAGACUCACUCUUUGAAGGGGCAUGCCACCGAGGUGCACUCUGUUUGCUGGGAUAUCAAUGGAGAAUUCUUGGCAUCUGCAAGUCAGGAAUCUGUCAGGGUCUGGUCAUUGGCCUCCGGAGAGUGCGUUCAUGAACUUACUUCCAGUGGGAACAAGUUCCAUUCUUGUGUUUACCACCCAACCUUCUCGACUCUCUUAAUCAUUGGGAGCUAUCAGUCAAUGGAGCUGUGGAACAUGGCAGAGAACAAGUGCAUGACAGUUCCAGCUCACAACUGUGUCAUAUCAGCUCUGGUAGCAUCUCCUGUUACAGGGAUGAUUGCCUCUGCAAGCCAUGACAAAUGUGUUAAGAUCUGGAAGUAGGCUUGCUGCUUGCUUGGUCUAGCAACUGCUCCCGUCCCCUUUCGCUUGGAAUGGUUCCCGUCUUGAGACUCAAAUCCACCCUUCAUUUUCAGCCGCUGACAAUUUUUCUUCAAGAAAGCAGAGAACAAAAAGAAGAAAAGAAUCUUAUUACGACCCAGAAAGAGCAAUACAUGUAAUGUAAUAUCAGGUGUCCUUUAUUCCCAUUGAUUUAGUGUUCUUCUUGUGCAAUAAGGACCGGUGGGGGAUGUAAGUAUCCUCUCCUCUUAGGUUGCAUUGCCUGGAGAUUUUAGUUCACCCGUUCUCUGUGUAAAAUGUUUCUCGAUGAGUUUUGCUCUAAAUAGAGAUAUGAUGUUUCACUAUGUUUCUUUCACAUACGAAAAAAAGUGGUUGAAUUUUGUGUAUCCUUUUUCUCCACGAUCAAGUUCUAGUUGUGUGAUUUACUGUUUUCUUUCUCCCCAACACUAUCCAGUACUAACGGGAACCAAAAACAACUGGGUUGUAGGUUUAACGUUUCUUCAAGACACUGCAUGAAGUUUCCAGUAAUGAAGAGCCUCCUAUCCAGGUACAGUACUGCAAGUUGCAACGAGCCAGAGUCAGAACCAGUCGUUCUCAGACCUCCAAUUGUUGCUGAAAUAGUGGAGGCCCCUUUAGCCUAGGUGGUAAAGCUGGUCCCUUCGGCGAGUCGGGAUGCAAGUCAGUCGUCACGCAAUCUCAAUGUUCUGUAUAUUUGAUUUAGGAGUUAUGUUAGUAUGAGACACUCAUGAAGAAAUCUUAACGUCAUAAUUAAAGAUGAGCAACAACAUAAAUGUAAAGUUUAACAUGGGUUGAGAAGGGAUCUAAUAAGCGACUAGGCGUAUGAAAUUUGAAGUCUGAACUCCCAAUCUGGUGAAUGUAUUGCCUCUUCAUAUAUCAAGUCUUGAUAUGAGAUAUAUCCGAUACAAUUUCAAACGAAAAUUCGAUUUGAAUUAUUUCUUUUAAUCUUUUCUAUUUUCAAUGUUAUUGACAAGAUUUUUGAGGGUUAGAACACCAAUUAUUUCAUUAUUUGGCGAACAAAUGCUUGAUCUUGUGAUAAUAUUACUAACGUUGAACCUAAAAGUCAUAUGUUCGAAUCCUUCAAUAGCACAUAAUUCUAAAAAUCAACAUAUGUCACCCUUAUAAAAAAUAGUUCAUGUAAUAAUAUAUUUCACGGUAGAUAAAAUAAAAAAGGGUAAAUACAAUUUAAUACCCAAAUAUUUUAUUUUAAACAAAAUAAUAACCAAACCUUUUUUAAAAUAAAUUAUCAGCCAAAUCGUUAACUUUUCGUCUGGUCAAUCGUCAGUUGACUCCGAUGUGGAAAGGAUUUGUACACGUCGGAUAAUAUUUUCCCAUUUUUUUUAAGUUACAAAAUUCUUAGGAAGUUAGCUAGGCUGAAGUCACUCUACUUGCCGAGGGGGAGAGAGCCUUUACUGACAAUUCUGUUGCGAUUCAACGCUGAUGGGCUUCCGUCUCUUGUAGCACUAAAGCAUCAAUCACUUUUUGAGCUUUAUCCGCUUUGAGUUAUUAAUUUUAUUAAGUAGCUGGGGAAAAAAUUGGGGGCAUUCAUUCUCCCCCUCCGCCCAGCCUCUCCCCUUCCGUCCGGCGACCAUUCCUUCUCCCCCUCCAUCCAGCCUCUCCCCGUCUAAGUAAUUCCCUCCCCGGUCUGACUCUCUCGCCCCGCCAAAAACCCUACCUUCUCCGCCAUUCUCCCUCAUCCCAGAACUCCACUCGAGGCUCUUGACUGCAUCCCUCCCAGAUCUCGUCGUGGUGGCUUUAUUGUCCAAUACCCGGCAAGCUUCGGUGAAUAAGUGAGUUCCCAACCUGUAAUUAGAUUAACUUUAACUGUAGUUUGCUAGAGUAGUUUUAGUUCUUCCUCAUUAAUCUUGUUUGCUGAAUAAUAAACUGAAGCUGAGUAA
This is a messenger RNA of Linum trigynum, 4954 nucleotides long. Lineage: Eukaryota; Viridiplantae; Streptophyta; Magnoliopsida; Malpighiales; Linaceae. The record is from the annotation of a GenBank genome assembly.